AUGGUGUUGCUGAGCCCCUCGGUUUGCGCACUUAAGACUUUGUUAAAGAUUUGUGAGAGCUAUGCGGGGAUCCACGGCCUCAGGUAUAAUGCUGAUAAGACUGAGCUACUAAUUUUUAAAGCCGGCACAAAAACCUAUAACAUAGUACCACCCAUCGAAUUAGGAGGCGUGCAGUUAAAAUUGGUAACUCAGUUUAAGUACCUGGGCCAUUGGGUCACCGCCUCACAAAACCACGACCUGGACCUGGAGGGGGAGCGCAGGGCGCUAUCAGUGAGAAGUAACAUGUUGAUCCGCAGGUUUGCAAAAUGCACAACAAGUGUUAAGCUAACCUUGUUCAGAGCUUACUGUCAAUCGUUUUAUACUUGCAGCCUGUGGGUCAACUACACAAAGAAAGCAUUUAGCGCCCUGCGUGUCCUCUAUAAUAACUCGUUCAGGAUGCUGAUGGGGCUGCCGCGCUACUGCAGUGCAUCGGGGAUGUUCGCGGAAGCACGCACGGACGACUUCCAUUCAAUAAUGCGUAAGCGAGUCGCAACCCUAAUGCGACGCGUGCGCGGCAGCGCCAACAGCCUCCUAAGGACGAUCGCGGAGGCUAAUGACAGCCCCAUAAUUGGCCACUGGGCAAAGUCGCAUGCGUCGUUUGCUAAUUUCGAUAAGUGA
Molecule: messenger RNA, 657 nt
Organism: Cydia fagiglandana
Lineage: Eukaryota; Metazoa; Arthropoda; Insecta; Lepidoptera; Tortricidae
Exons: 1
Coding region: 1-657 (218 amino acids)
Source: RefSeq, a predicted model, not a curated record